AUCGCUCUCGAACAUUGGACUGCAGCGAUUAUUCAUUUUCAUAUCAAAAUGGCCGAAUAAAGUUGUAAAUUAAAGUGUUGUGUAUAUUGUGAAAAUGGCUUUAUCAAGUGAAAACCAAUCGAUUUCUAGACGUGCAGAUAUUGUAGAAUAUAUCAGAGUUAUUUUCAAGAACGGUAUCGUGCGAAAGAGAGAUUUUCCAAGAGAUUCCGAUCACAGAGAUAACAUUCAUCGUCAAGGACUAAUUUUUUUCGAUAAGUGGUUGCAAAGAAGAUCAAAAUUCCCUUGUAGAAGUUUCACUGUCGAUAUAAAUUGUCAAAGGGCUUUGAAUUUGUGCGUUUGAGUUUAUCGAAUAUCAAAAUUCGAAGUUUCACCAGAGUGAAAUACUAGGAAAAAUGAAUCUUCUAACGUGCAACAUGGUGAGGUCAAACUUUGCCUCUGGCUUGCCUUCCCAGAAUGUCUCUUCAAAAAUGCAGUUUCAUCAGUCUGCUGUCCCCUCCCUGAUGCUGAGUAACAAGUCACCCACCCAAUUUUCCAAUAAACAUUUCCAAAACCCAAAUAUUUUCAAUCAGAUAACCACGGAAAAGACUAUUCCUUUCAGUUACAAUCAUUCGAAUACUUCUGGAGGCCUGAUUGAAGAGAGAAGUCCAAUAAACUCUUGCGGUAUGAUUCCAGUCGAAAUAAAACAGGCAGAUUCUGACAGUAUGCUGAUUGAGGAAUCAGCUUUGAACUGUAUAAAAGAAGACAGUAUUAUACCAGAGACAGAAACAUCUACAGUAGUAUUAUCCGAGGAGAGAGUUGAAUCAAAUACCGAAGUAGCAGUACCUGACUCAGACGAAGACAUGUAUAGUUCAGAUUCAACCAGUUCAGACUCUGAUGACAGUUUUAUUGUAUUUGAAGCUGGGGAAGAGACGGAAGAUAUUUGUGAAAAACUACUAGAUGAGGAUGAUUCAUCGUCAGAUGAAGAUGAUGAUGAUUGGGACAGGGAAACUAUAGUUUUUUAUAAUUCUGGGCCUCCAAGUAGGGAAAGGCAAGUCUCAAUUGCGGAGUCAGAAGACAGCUAUAUACUAUUUGGCGAACGAGAUUCCGAAGAGAGUUCAGAUGAAGAAGAUAACAAAUCGGAUAACGGCAAAAAAGUUACUUUUGCUGAGGGGCCUGAGUUGUGCACAGUCCAUUUGAUGGUCAAGUGGUCUUUCGCUUACAGAAAAGCUAGAAAAGGACUGUGGGAACAAUUUGCCAGAGAUAACGAAAGAUUUAAGUACAGAGCCAAUAUUUUCGGAGCCACACUAGAUAAAUUCCUUCAGCCUGAACACCGACAGAAAAUUUACGAAGAAAGGUUCAAGAAUAGACAAGAAUAAUAAUCUGAAAAUAAGAGAGACCAACUAAGACUGCCACAGGGAAGAAUUAUCAGAAAAAACGUUCAAGAGAACUCAUCGGAAAAUUUGAUCAGUUAUUUUUCUACUUGAAAUAUUAUGAAAAUUUGAAAAUACAAUUGUUAUCUAUUGACUUGUUUGUAAUUUUCGAAGGCGAUCUGAAAGAAAAACAUUGCAUCAUAGAGAUUCGAUCUAUCCAAUUCAUCAAAGUUUGAUAUUGUAUCUACAACUUUUAAUUUGAGUUCUCAUAUCUGUAACUUAUAUUCGAGUCAUUUUACACAUGUGAGAGUAUUUGUUUCCAACUAUCUGUGAUUUUAUAAUGGUUCUGAUAAUUUUUACUUACAUCAAACGGAAACGCAAAUUGUUGAUUUCUAAAAUCAAAUUAAGGCUGUGGAAAUUACUAUUUAUGUUAUAACCGUAGUAAUUGAGCUUGCCUGUUCUUGUGAUAAGCUAUUUAAUUGUACUAAUUACCUUCUUAGUUCCUGUGAUAGCAUACAUAUUGAAUGUUUCAAUUUGUAUCCCAUCAGUGAUAAUAUUAUUAGUUGAAUUAGAGAAUUUAUUGGAUUUUCACAACUAGAUUCUCCUUCCUCAUGCCAAAAUUCAAUAUUUUUUUUAUUCAAAACUUUUAAUUCACUCCAUUCUUUGAAUUGUCAUAAGACAAAUCAUUUUAAGCCCCUGAAAUUUCGAUGGUGAGCUCAUAUUUUAUAUGCAACACAUCAACUACCUCUUUUUGAUAUCUUUAAAGCUAUUUCACAAAUUUAAUCCUUGUCAUUUCAUCCAAAUUAUCACGUGGUGAAGGUGAAAUUUUUUGUCUUAUUUAAAAUUAAUUAUAUCUUAUAGACUUGUUUAUAUUGUAUAGUAUAUGUACAUUGAGUAGUUAAUAAAGUAGGUUAAGGAAA
This is a messenger RNA of Coccinella septempunctata (seven-spotted ladybird), 2269 nucleotides long. RefSeq lists its product as uncharacterized. Lineage: Eukaryota; Metazoa; Arthropoda; Insecta; Coleoptera; Coccinellidae. Gene Ontology annotation, molecular function: protein phosphatase regulator activity. The coding region runs from base 393 to 1355 and encodes 320 amino acids. The record is from RefSeq and is a predicted model, not a curated record. Gene Ontology annotation, cellular component: protein phosphatase type 1 complex; endoplasmic reticulum. The transcript is spliced from 2 exons. Gene Ontology annotation, biological process: response to endoplasmic reticulum stress.